UCCCUUGUACUGAAUGAUGUUGCAAUCUAUGAAAGUUGUAUAACUCACAAACAAAAAAUGAAACUUCGAGUCCGUUGUAAGAAAACAACGAGAGUUUUGGAGUUAAAUGACGAGCAAACUGAGGGCAUAACCGUGGGAGGUGUCAUAGAAAGCGUGAGACAUCUAUUUGGAGAUUUGCUCAAUGGUGACUUCCAUCUGAGCCUUAAUGGUACAGAUGCUCUGUGCCUGUCAGCCAAAUUGCUAAGUGACUGUGGUAUUGUAGGUGGUGACCUCAUUCAUGUCAUACAGAUGCACCACAGUCAGGAUCCCCUCAGCCCUGGGCCUUCCAAACAAGAGCAUCAGAAUGAAAUCUCAACAAGCAGAACUCUGGAUACAGUAGGCAGUUCUCAAAAUAAAUCACCCAGCCAGGCACAAUGUUCCAAUACAUCGUCAAUGGAAAGAAGAGAUGAUACACAGGGUGAUUUACCUUUGAUAAAGGGACAGUCACAAAUGGACACACAAACUGCAGAGUCAUCAGGGGAGAGAAGUAAUCUUGCACAGAGUGAACUCCCUUCUGGAGACGACUGCUCUGAAAUGGAAGUACAAGAAGAAGAGGUAGACUUGGCGGUUGUAUGGCGAUGUUUGAGUGAACCAGUGCUGUGUAGGGAGGCAGUGGAUGGCCAGGUUCCUUCUCUAUUAAAGGAAAUGUACACCAUUCUUGAGCCUGUCACUAUGUCCGAGAAACUAGCGGUUGUAUUACAUGUUCUCAUGUUGGAGACUGGCUUUAUCCCUCUGGCAAGUCAAGACCCCACCGUCACUGCACCCCCUACUUCCACGUGGAGACAGAAGGGUUACCAGUUGUUCACAUAUUCCUACCCUGGUUGUGGGGACCACACUUGCAGUCUGACCCUUCUACAGGCGGGCAGGACAGUCAUGGCACAUGGUAAAGUUGGUGGUGGACAUGAUGCGACCAGAAAGUGUUCUCUAGAUAUCGGAUGCUUUAUACAGGAUGCAGUAUCUGACUGUGCAGCAAGCUAUGGAGACCUGGCCAAACUAUCGCGAGUGUUCAAAGACAGCAUAGCAAACCCUCUGGUUCAGGACCUCAGGACAGCUGCUGGACUCGUUGACAUAUUUGGUUUGAUGGCUCUCACUCUUGAACUGAAGCUUCGAAUCCUGAGUACCCUGGACUUGCGUAGCGUCCUACAGAUGUCGUGCGUUAACACUGAACUUUAUGACACAUGCUGCGACCCUUCGAUAUGGAGACGGCUAUAUCUGAAGGACUUUGGAAACCGAAGAGACAACAGUCUGUCACAGAACUGGAAAGAGCUCUACAAACAAGAGUUCAAGUCCAGGAAGGAGCGCAGGAAGCUCAUGAGCAGAACCACCUUGAUAGCCCCGCCCUUCUGGGGGCCUCAGUACCCCUUCGGUGGGCCCAGUCACUGGAUGCCCCCUCUACCAGGCAGGGGCAUCAUUGGGGGCGAUUACGACCUAUAUCCAAACUUUCCUAGUGGUCUUCCGGGAAUACCGGGCCGGUUUGGCCCUCGCUUGCCCACCCUGCCACAACCCCGUUACGACCUGAUAGGGCCAAUUGUGGAUCCAGGGCCCGACCCUUUCCAUAUCCCCCGUCGGCUCGGUCCUAGUAGGGGCGGCUUUGGGGUCAGAGGGGGCUUUGGAAUGGGGCGAAGGUUCUUUUAGCUUCGCGCUGUUUGUGAGCGAAACAUUGUAUUAACUCAUGGGCAAAUGAAGAGGUGUUGCUUUACAUGGAGGCAGUUUACCAAAAAAAAUGGCAACAACUGAAAUUGUGUUGUUAUACCGGUUUGUGUUUACUUUUUGAGUCAGACAUGGAAACAUUUCCGUAAUGAUGGAAGGAUAAGGUUAUUGUGCUAUAUUAUGAACUGAUUUCAUUCAGUCACAUGUGGACCAUGAGCAUGAAAUAUGCAGUUUGAGGCAUGAUAUGGGAGUUCAACAUAUACCCUGCUUUUCUUAUGAUUCCAUGCAUGUAGUUACGUUAGAUUAAAAUUUACGCUAAGAACAUGUUUUUAAAAUAACUAAAGCGGUACAGUUAAUAUGCUUUGUUUUGUCCUUGUGGAGCAGAAAGAUCUAUGUCACAUUUUGUCCACCAUACUGUACCGGGGUUAUUGCAAAUAUUUAUGCCCCCCUUCGAAGAAGAGGGGGUAUAUUGCUUUGCUCAUGUCUGUCUGUCGGUCCGUCGGUCUGUCGGUCCGUCCACCAGGUGGUUGUCAGACGAUAACUCAAGAACGCUUGGGCCUAGGAUCAUGAAACUUCAUAGGUACAUUGAUUAUGACUCGCAGAUGACCCCUAUUGAUUUUGAGGUCACUAGGUCAAAGGUCAAGGUCACAGUGACCUGAAAUAGUAAAAUGGUUUUUGAAUGAUUACUCAAGAACGCAUACGCCUAGGAUCAUGAAACUUCAUGGGUAGAUUAAUCAUGACUUGCAGAUGACCCCUAUUGAUUUUGAGGUCACUAGGUCAAAGGUCAAGGUCACGGUGACCCGAAAUAGUAAAAUGGUUUCCAGAUGAUAACUCAAGAACGCAUACGCCUAGGAUCAUGAAACUUCAUGGGUAGAUUGAUCAUGACUCGCAGAUGACCUCUAUUGAUUUUGAGGUCACUAGGUCAAAGCUCAAGGUCACGGUGACCCGAAAUAGUAAAAUGGUUUUCGGAUGAUAACUCAAGAACGCAUACGCCUAGGAUCAUGAAACUUCAUAGGUAGAUUGAUCAUGACUUGCAGAUGACCCCUAUUGAUUUUGAGGUCACAAGGUCAAAGGUCAAGGUCACGGUGACCCGAAAUAGUAAAAUGAUUUUCGGAUGAUAACUCAAGAACGCUUUUGCCUAGGAUCAUGACACUUCAUAGGUACAUUGAUCGUGACCCGCAGAUGACCCCUAUUGAUUUUCAGGUCACUAGGUCAAAGGUCAAGGUCACAGUGACAAAAAUCGUAUUCACACAAUGGCUCCCACUACAACGGACAGCCCAUAUGGGGGGCAUGCAUGUUUUACAAACAGCCCUUGUUUAUUUUGCCAUGUUUCAAGCUAUUAAAUUUUCUGUAAAGGUAUUUCACAUAAACGUUGUGCAUCAACGCUGGUUGGAAACUAGUUCUUAUUUCAAUUUACACCCAUAAUUGCGCAUUUUGUUAAGAUCAAAUGUAAUGAUUCAGUGUAAAUAAUGGCUUUCGCCAUGCUCUUAAAAAAGAAUAAAUUGUUGGGUUAAAAAAGCGUGUUAUAUCCAAGUUUCAAAUAUAUUAUUUAUAAAAUCAUAUAAACUGUUCAAUAUAUUACAGAAUAUCACUCGACGGCAUAAUUAAAACCUUGCACCUGUAACCAUGGCUGAGAUAUGCUCCAAAUCAGUACCAAUCACCGCCCACAGCGUCAGUCAGCUCAAAGCACCCAUGUGUUUUUUUUAGCUCACCUGAGCACGUUCACCUGAGCACAACGUGCUCAUGGUGAGCUUUUGUGAUCGCUUUUUGUCCGUCAUGAGUCGUCCGUCGUGCGUCGUCAACAUUUUGCCUUGUGAACACUCUAGAGGCCACAUUUAUUGUCUGAUCUUAAUGAAAUUUGGUCAGAACAUUUGUCCCAUUGAUACCUCGACUGAGUUCGAAACUGGUACAUGCUGGGUAAAAAACUAGGUCACUAGGUCAAAAAAAAGAAAAACCUUGUGAACACUGUAGAAGUCACAUUUGAUGCCCAAUCUUCAUCUAACUUUGUCAAAAUGUUUGUCUAAAUGAUAUGUUGGUUGAGUUCAAAAAUGGUUCCGGUCCGUUGAAAAACAUGGCCGCCAGGGGGUGGGCAGUAUUCCUUAUAUGGCUAUAGAGAAACCUUGUGAACACUCUAGAAGUCACAAUUUUUGCCCAAUCAUCAUGAAACUUGGUCAACACAUUGGUUUUAUUGAUAUCUUAGACGAGUUCAAAAAUGGUCCAGAUCGGUGAAAAAACAUGGCCGCCAGGGGGCAGGGCAGUUCUCCUUAUAUGGGUAUUGUAAAACCUUGUAACACUCUAGAGGUCACAUAUAUAGUCCAAUCUUCAUGAAAUUUGGUCGGAAGUUUUGUCUCAAUGAUAUAUUGGAUGAGUUCGAAAAUGGUUACGUUUGCUUGAAAAACAUGGCUGCCAAGGGACGGGGCAUUUAUCCUUAUAUGGCUAUAUAUGGCUAUAGUAAAAUCUUGUUAACACUCUAGAGGCCACAUUUAUUGUCCGAUCUUCAUGAAACUUGGUCAGAAGAUUCACCCCAAUAAUAUCUUGGACGAGUUCAAAAAUGAUGCUGGUUGGUUGAAAAACAUGGCUUCCAGGGGGCAGGGCAUUUUUCCUUAUAUGGCUAUAGUAAAACCUUGUUAACACUCUAGAGGCCACAUUUAUUUUCAGAUCUUCGUGAAACUUGGUCAGAAGAUUUGUUCUAAUGAUAUCUUGGAUGAGUUCGAAAAUGGUUUCGGUUGCUUAAAAAACAUGGCCACUAGGGAGCGGGGCAUUUUUCCUAAUAUGGCUAUAUAUCAUGCUUUAGUAAAACCUUGUUAACACUCUAGAGGCCACAUUUAUUGUCCGAUCAUCAUGAAACUUUGUCAGAUGAUUUGUCCCUAUGAUAUCUUGGAUGAGUUUGAAAAUUGUUCCGGUUGGUGGAAAAACAUGGCCGCCAAGGGGGCGUGGCAUGUUUCCUUAUAUAGCUAUAGUUAAACCUUGUUAACACUCUAGAAGCGAUAUUUAUUGUACGAUCAUCAUGAAACUUUGUCAGAAGAUUUGUCGCAAUGAAAUUUUGGACAAGUUGGAAAUUGGUUCCAGUUGCUUGAAAAACAUGGCCACCAGUGGGCGGGGCAUUUUUCCUUAUAUGGACUUAUGAAUCGUCAGUAUAUUUGUUUAAAUGAUAUCUUGGAUGUGUAUGAAAAUGGUUCUGGUCUGUUGAAAAACGUGGCUGCCAGGGUGUUCACUUUUCAUGAAAGUUGGUAAGAACAUAUUGUUCUAAUGACAUCUUGGGCUGCACAGAACAGGUCAGUUCCUUUGAAUUUCAGGUGAGCGACUUUGGGCCUUUCAGGCCCUCUUGUUUACUAUAUGCUAUAUUUAAUGCCCUUCUAUGUACAUGUACAUAACUUAUGUUUGUUUUGUUACAUUCGCAUUACGUUUACAAAACGGAUAUCAAUAAAAAAAAUCAAAACUGUC
Messenger RNA from Dreissena polymorpha, 5133 nucleotides. Its product is annotated as F-box only protein 7-like. Gene Ontology annotation, biological process: autophagy of mitochondrion; positive regulation of autophagy of mitochondrion. Gene Ontology annotation, molecular function: protein kinase binding. The record is from RefSeq and is a predicted model, not a curated record. The coding region runs from base 58 to 1674 and encodes 538 amino acids. NCBI's taxonomy places the organism in Eukaryota, Metazoa, Mollusca, Bivalvia, Myida, Dreissenidae. The transcript is spliced from 14 exons.